Molecule: messenger RNA, 1428 nt
Organism: Acomys russatus (golden spiny mouse)
Lineage: Eukaryota; Metazoa; Chordata; Mammalia; Rodentia; Muridae
Gene: Mterf1
Product: mitochondrial transcription termination factor 1
Exons: 2
Coding region: 192-1409 (405 amino acids)
Biological process (GO): termination of mitochondrial transcription; regulation of DNA-templated transcription
Cellular component (GO): mitochondrial matrix
Molecular function (GO): double-stranded DNA binding
Source: RefSeq, a predicted model, not a curated record
GGAGAUACAUAAAUGAGCCAGAACUGGAGGCAGGAGUUUUUUGGAGACUUGGGAUAGAUUUGGCUGUUCAUCGCUGCACUUCAAGACGCUCCUAGAGAGAACUGCUCGAGGGAAGGCUUCGGGGCUCCGGCUCCUGCUGAGGUUCUGGGUUCUGGUUACCCCAGGUUCCAGCAGAAGAAAUCCUGCAGCUCAUGCCUGGAGAAUCGUUCCUCGGAACUGAUAUCCUUAAGCAUUUGGGCUGUCCAGUGAUUAUGAUAUCAAGAAACAUCUGGCAUAUGAGAUGGAACUUUCUCUUUGGUUCAAGAGGUUGGAUGCUCCAAUAUGCAGCCGAAGUUUUCCUCAGAUCGAUUUCCUUUAGGCCUUUCAGUGUGAAAUGUGACAGUAAAGCUAGGCAGCCUUUGGAGAAUGAGGACCUGCUGAACAACUUACUCACCAUGGGAGUUGACAUCGACCUGGCAAGGAGACGGCAGCCUGGAGUCUUUAACAGAGUGGUUACGAAUGAGCAGGAGCUGAAGUUAUUCCUUCUGUCCAAAGGAGCCAGUGACCAAGUGAUUGGCAGCAUCAUAUCAAGGUACCCACGAGCCAUAACACGCACCCCUGAGAGUCUUUCCCAACGGUGGGAUCUGUGGAGGAAGAUUAUGGCAUCAGACCUUGAAAUUGUAAAUAUUUUGGAGCGUUCUCCUGAGUCUUUUUUUCGGUCUAGUAAUAACAUAAACUUAGAGAAUAAUAUAAAGUUCCUCUGCUCAGUCGGAUUGACUCGCAAGUGCCUCUGCCGACUGCUGACCAGCGCUCCCAGAACUUUCGCCAACAGUCUAAAUUUGAAUAAACAAAUGGUUGAAUUUUUGCAGGAGACCAGUAUGUCCUUAGGUCACAAUGAUCCCACAGAUUUUGUCAGGAAGAUAAUUUCUAAAAAUCCCUCCAUCUUAAUUCAGAGCACCAAACGGGUGAAAACUAACAUUGAAUUUUUACAGUCGACGUUCAACUUAGACAAAGGGGAUCUUCUGCUCGUGAUAUGUGGCCCAGGAGCUGGAAUCUUAGAUCUUUCCAAUGACUGUACCAAAAGAAACUACACAAAUAUCAAAAAGAGGCUGCUUUCUCUUGGAUGCACUGAGGAGGAGGUACAGAAGUUUGUCCUAAGCUAUCUGAAUAUGAUCUUCCUGUCAGAGAAAAAGUUUAAUGAUAAACUAGACUGUCUUAUAGAAGAGAAAAUCAGCAUUUCGCAAAUAAUUGAAAAUCCAAGAGUUUUAGACUCAAGCAUAAAUACUUUGAAAACUCGGAUGAAAGAGUUGGUACAUGCUGGGUACGACUUGCAUACAUCAAACAUUGCUCUCCUCUCUUGGAGUCAGAAAAGAUAUAAAGCUAAAUUGAAAAGAGUGCUGGAGGAGUCGCAAGGAAUCUUGCAAGUGUAGUUAGUGCUAUUUCUAGCUU